UGUGUGUGUGUGUGUGUGUGUAUCUGUUAUUAUCAGUGUGUAUGUGGCAAGCAAACAAGUUAAAAAGGUUAAGGUGGUAUGUCCCACCUCCACUGUCAUCACACCUGUAACAGACCCUGAAUGGUGAAAUAUGAUACUGAGCAGCUUUCCCGCCUUCUGCAGAACCUGAAACUACUGGCUGCUCUGAAACUCAUAAAGAAACUAAGCUGCAGCUGAAAACCAGCAGGAAUGUCAACAAUUUUGGAGGAAGAGUGGAAAACAGCUCUGUUCCAGAUCGUCAAACAGCUUGAUGAGCCACAGUACAAGACCAUGAUGCUUUUUCUAUCAGAAAUCCCCAAAAGUGUAAAGACCACUGAGUCCAGAGAACAGAUGCCCCAAGUAAUCAUCGAGCACUUCGGAGAGGAAACAUCUGUCCAUAAAAUCAAUGAAAUAAUGGAUCGAAUACCUCGGAGGGACGCUGCAGUGCAGGACCGACUGCGCCCCUUUGUGGAAAGACUGAAGAAGAAACAGGAGGAUGAGAGAAGAGGGAAGAAGAGGAAACAGAGUGAAACUGUUCUGAGGUCAGCAGACAGAAAGGAUGGAGCUGGUGAGCAGAAAAGCUGCCAGCCUGACAAAGUAGGAGAGAAGUCAUCAUCAUCAGCACUGAACCACUCCCUCAGUCAGACUGAUCCUGGGACAGCAGAAAAGUCCAAGAAGAAGAAGAAGAUGGAAAACAAAGAUGCAUCCAAGACUCACAAGGUGCCAACGAUUUCAGAGACAAACUGGAAAAGAGCUCUGACUGCCAUCCUCGGGCAGCUGAACAACCCUCAGUACAAUGAGAUGCUGACAUUUCUGAAAAUCCUCCAAAAGAAGAAAACCACUAAGUUCAAAGAACACUUGCCCCAAAAGAUUAUUGAGCGUUUCGGAGUGGAAACUUCCAUCCGGAAAGUCAAAGAAGCACUAGAUCAGAUACCUCGGAGGGACGAUGCAGUCCAGAAACACUUGCGACCCUUUGUGGACAAACUGAAGAGCAAACAGGAAAAGAAGAAGAAGGGUAAACGGAUAAACUCCCAGCGUAAGACUGAUCCUGUCGGCAUAAUGAAGUCCAAAAAGAAGAAGACGGAGAACAAAGAUUCAUCCCUGAGAUCAGCUGAAACCACAGAAACUCCAAAGACUGAUCCUGUCGGCACAAUGAAGCCCAAAAAGAAGAAGACGCAGAACAACGAUUUAUCUAUGAAGUCAGCUGAAACCACAAACACUCCCAAGUCUGAUUGUUCAGAACCAUCAAAGGCUAAACUGGAGGAACCAGUGAACAGUGAUUCAUCCCUGAAUUUGAAUGGAGCCACCAAAACUCCCAAGGUAGCUGUGCAGGUUCAGAGUGCACCUGUCCACACUGGGAGAGUUAAAAUCAAAGCAGUCACAGCCUUCAAUAAAAGCAACACUCACCUGGUGGUAAACGUAAAAACGCAGCUGAAGGAGUGUUUUGUGAGGACUCGUCUCCUGGCAGAGGCACUUGGCUACAAAAUGGAUGAAGGCGUUGAAGCCAGAAUCCGCGAGGCAAUGCCGAUCUCAGCAGAGGCUGAAAUGCAAGGAAAGAAAAUUACGGCCAUUAAAAAGGUGUAAAAGUGUAUUUUUAUGAUUAUUUAAUUUUACCCGUCUCACUCUGUUUUUCUAAGCUCAUGGUGUAAAUGACCAUUAAAUAGUCACACAUACAAUGGACACACAUAUUUCAGUAGUAUUUUCAAGUUUUUUGAAUGUUUUGUGGUUUUGUUUUGAAGUUCAGCCUUUUAUUUUGAAAGACAAAAUUAUAGUGCAAAACAGGAAAAAGGCUAAGUAGUAAGAAGUAAUGUGAGAUAAAUCUCGCAGUGUUUUCUGGUCUGUUAGGUUUUUGGCAUUAUUUCCUCUGUUCAGAUUGUCGGGUCUGUGGUUGUUGUUGAGUUAGUAGUUUCAGGCACUUUGUGUAGCACUUCUGGAAGUUGCAGAUUUUCCCAGUGUUCCAAUGACUGAUGGAUCAGAGGUGCUUUCAGACUCAAGGAACUUUUUCAGAAUUUUUAAAAACUUUUUAAGUGACUGCAUCUUUUUUUAGCUUCUGCCUCCAAGAAGCUAGGUGCUUGGAGUUCUUCAGUGGUUGAACAAAGAGGAGCAUCAAGAACAGGCCCAAACAUGGUAAUAUGCUAUGUUGUUCAUGUGGAGGUAACACGUUUGGACAGUUACCCUCAGGUAAAGUUCUCCUAUAUUAUAUACAGUACUGUGCAAAAGUUUAAGGUGAGAACAAAUGCUGUAAAGAAAGAAUGCUUUCAGAAAUGGAAGUGUUAGUCAUUUAUUUUCAUCAAUCAACAAAAUGCAGUGAAUGAGCAAAAGAGGAAUCUAAAUCAAAUCAUUAUUUGUGGUGACCACCCUUUGCCUUCUUCUAAGUACACUUGCACACAGUUUUUGAAGGACUCGGCUAGUAGGUUGUUCAAAUAUCUUGGAGAACUAAGCACAGAUCUUCUGUGGAUGUCGGCUUCCUCACAUCCUUCUGUCUCUUCAUGUAAUCCCAGACACACUCGAUGAUGUUGAGAUCAGGAGUCUGUGGGGGGGAACCAUCACUUCCAGGACUUCUUGUUCUUCUUUAUGCUGCAGAUAGUUCUUCGUGACUUUGGCUGUGUGUGGGUCAAUGUCCUGCUGCAGAAUACAUUUGGGGCCAAAAAACAAUCAUUUAUAUUCCUGAAAGCUUUCUUUGUUUACAGAAUUUUUUCACACCUGCCUAAAACUUUUGCACAGUACUGUAAAUAAUAAUAAUGCUAUUACUACUACGAAUACAUUUGUUGCUGUAAGUAUUUUUAAACUCUGUGUAACAUUUGAGACAUUUUAGAUGAUAGGGAAACAAAUAAUGUUUUUAUCUUAUCUUACAUACAUAGUUAUGUGUUGUGGAUGAUGAAGUAUCCACUAACAUUACACAUGAAAGAGCUUUUCUACUUUUUGUUUGUAAUUACCAAAAAUUAUUGAGACAAAAAGGAGAAAAUGGAAUCUCUCUUCACUUUUUUGCUUCUGUACAUACAUUUUUAAAAUUUUACAUACCAAAUACAGUCGUCAUUGUUCCCUUCUGCCUGACUGAUAAUGACUUCCUGUUAAAUGGUGAAUGAUAAACGGUGUUACCUUUAAUGUUAGAUGAUUUUCUUCCAGACUUAAUCCUUUCUUUUGCUAACUGUAGUGUUCCUUUAAAAGCAGUUCAGUAGACAGUUUGAAUGUCAGUAAUAAACUAACGAAGCCUUUUUAUUUGCUGGUUGUACUUUUUGACCAGGUUUUGAUUUUGCUUCCAAACAUGGGUUACAGGUCUGUUUGGUGUUCUUGAGGUUUUGUGUCUGAACCAUUUCUUUAUCAUCACACCACAUUAAAGCUGUGUUUCCUGUU
Messenger RNA from Oreochromis aureus, 3372 nucleotides. RefSeq lists its product as uncharacterized. The record is from RefSeq and is a predicted model, not a curated record. Bases 229 to 1602 code for a protein of 457 amino acids. NCBI's taxonomy places the organism in Eukaryota, Metazoa, Chordata, Actinopteri, Cichliformes, Cichlidae. The transcript has 10 exons.